CACUCAUUCGCACUACAGUGGUAGUUUAUACCUUACUUCUGACCUGGCUGCCCAAACACAGUAAGUUUGCGUUGUAAUAGCCAACUCGGAGACAACACCACCACGAUGUGCCGCAGUGCACUUUUCUUUGCUUUCUCGCUUUUUACAGUUUUGCAAGUGCACUGUGCAGUUGACGGAAGUUGGGGUGCCUGGUCGGAAUGGAGUAGUUGGGCACGAGGUCUUUGCUCGGGAAACCAAAGGGUCAAGACAAGACCGUGCACAAACCCCGUUCCAAGCUCGGACGGACAGUAUUGUGUAGGAGAUAAUGCGAUUAAUGAGCCCGGGUCAGUUGAUGGAGGCUGGGGAGAUUGGUCGCAGUGGAGCACUUGUACGAAGCCGUGCGGUGGUUCAGUUGUGAACCGUACCAGGGCCUGCAAUAACCCAACGCCGGCAUAUGGCGGAAAGAACUGCUCUGGGUCUGGUUUGCAGCAUAAACUGGAGUGUUUGGCUGCAUGUCCAGACGGUAGAGUCGAUGGUGGAUAUGGAGAAUGGGGCUACUGGUCUGCAUGUCCCAGCCAAUGCAGCACAAAUGGUGGCGCUAGAGUGAGGCGAAGCAGGCGAUGCGAUACGCCAACUCCAAUGAAUGGAGGUUCACCUUGCAAAGGUCCUGCUACUGAGGAGAUUCUGUCGUGUUUCAACAAAUGCCCAAUAAACGGUGGAUUUAGCCAAUGGUCUUUAUGGAGCGAAUGCUCGACGAAAUGUGGCACAGGGGUACAAACGAAAGGGAGACUCUGCAACAACCCAGAGCCAAAGGGUGUUGGUGCUAAAAAUUGUGUUGGACAGCUGACAGAAACAAAGUCUUGUAGACUAGCAAUAUGCCAAGGUGCUGUGAACGGAAGCUGGUCAGAUUGGUCGCAAUUUGGUGCCUGCUCAUCUCAAUAUUGCAUGAAAGGAGAAAAAUUACGAACUCGAACAUGCACCAACCCAUCACCCGCAAACGGAGGAGAUCUUUGUCCUGGAUCAGCAAAAGACACUCGUAUUUGCCCAUACACAAACUGCCUAGAUUUCAAUCCUACCCCUGUACCGAGUGUCCCGGUUUCUCCUGGCUCCUUUAUGGCCCGAGAAUGCGGAGCUACAGAAAAAUACACAGCCAAUGGUAUUCACAAAUCCAAAGUGCCCGGUGCGGUGUACAAUCAUCUAAGCUUUAAAAAGAACAACUUCAUGUCUGGUUACUUUGCCAUGCAGAGCGAAGAGAAAGGCAAGAUUAUCAAGUAUUGCUUCGACCCAAUCCCUGCUGUGACAAUCAAAGAGGUUGCUGAUAACUUGGUAACUUCAUACCGAGGAACGAAGGCAAUUCUUGGCUACACGAAACCGGACGAACAGCAACCUAUUCUCGGCUUCUCAAUCCGUGUCAGAAAUGAAUCUGGUUAUCCAGUGAAAGGGUACGAAUUCGGGCUUCAGCAAAUGGAAGAAUUCAGUCCGGGACAUCGAAUGUCAAUCAAAGACGUGCUAAUAACGUAUUACACAGAAGGCACAUACAGGAGUUAUCUUGCCAAAGGCAAACUGGAAAAGUUCAAGCCAUCCAUCUAUGACGUCAUCGUGUACAGAAACUCCACUUAUCACUCAUCAACAUCACCGCUUCCGCCAGGUGGACUAACAUCCAUGACUGGGAAAACGAAGGGUUUGACAUUCCAAGGAAUAUUUCAUGGCAUGGGAUUCAGAAACCUCCCCAGCUUUAUGAUUAAAGCUCUCCAAGCAAUGAAGGUCUGGGAUCUAACCUUCGAAACAAGCACCAUUGGGUACGAUUUCUUUCAGGGCUGGCAAUCAAGUCUUGCCCCAUUCAGACUGACUGCAACAAAAUUCAUUGGUGGUAUACCAAUACAUUUCGAAGUGAUUGCUGCAUUUUCUUUUGCGCAGUGGCUCUUUGCAGUCGGUGUUGUAUUUGAUGGAGAGUCAUUUGGUGCUGCUAUGGGCAAAAUAUCUGGCUCUAGGAACGAAGAUGGUGGAUUUUUCGAUAGCAUCGGCAUACAAGUUGAACUGGGCCUUGUUGUUAACCCAACUUCAGACUUCAGAUUGAUCAAGACUUCGACUGCAUUCACAAAACAACCUUUGCACGAACUUGGAAAGAGGCUAAUCAAAGAGGGAUUCCAAGCAGCUGCUCAGGUGAGGCUGCCAUCAGAUUGUGGUGGAAGCUCCUUCUGUGAAGUCUGCAAACGUAUUUUGGGUCCAAAAGUCACAUUUAGAAUCGCAGCUCAUCUCAAAACAGGUGGCUACUUAAAAGUAUCUGCCGGAUUCUAUAAGAUAAAGUUGGCUGAAAACUACUGGUUCUGGAAAGCUGAGCUAUUUUUCGAGAAAAACAUGACAAAGAAAGAGACCAAACUUGGAUUUGCUUUCGAGAUCAAGAUACCAAUAAACCAAGGAGAGAUUAUUGUUGAUGGAAUUGCUGUUGAGAAUGAAUUGCGUCUUGGUGGACAGGUGAAGCACACACUCGGCAAAAGUGAUAUUGAGGGGCAAUUGUUUAUGCGAGGCAUGUGGAGGAAUGCAUUUGGUUCGGACUGGUUUGCGAUUGGAAAUAUCAACAUAGGGUUAACAAUUACAGUUGGUAGUCCAACUGGUAUCACCGGCUUUCAGUUUGGGGGUCAACUGGAAUUUGGCAAAAAUUGCUUGUAUGACGCCGACUUCGAGAACGACGGACACUGUUUGAUGAUACGUAUAUACUUUGGCUGGGGAAAGCCUUCCUAUUUCUUUGGAGAGAUUUCUGCACUAACAAUCGGAAAACUGAUUCGAAUGUUUGGAGGCAAAACGUCAAGCGUUCCUGAAAAAGUUGCUGCAAGUGGCUUCCCUAAGGGUGCUCUAGUUUCAUACUCACCCCAGAAAGAAAUAGAUCUAACUAUGGCAGGUGGACCAUAUGUGUACAAGGGAACAAGAGUAAAAGGAACUCUUAACUUUGCUGGAUAUGAAAUUAAGGUCGAAGUGAGAGUUAGUGAAGACGAAGUCUAUUUUGAAGGGGAGAUUGAUCCAAUUAAUCUUGGUGGGGUCUUGAUGAUCACAAGGAAUGCAACCCACUCCAACUUAGGCCCAAAAGCCCUAUUCCAUUAUCGAAAGAAGAUGGCGAAGCUAAUCCCUCUGCCUUACUUCAAGUUUUUCUUCGAGGGAUAUGGAAAGUUUUUUGGCAUAGAGGCGUAUGCAUUCAUAAAUAUAACGAUGCAAGGGUUCGAAAUCUACGUGUAUGGAAAGGCUUGGAACCUCAUUUAUGCCGAACUUUAUAUAUCUGCCAGCUACGACAUCUUCGAUAUAACCAAUGCUCACUUUUACGUUAGAGUGAUUGUGGACUUGCGGGGGCUAACAGAUAGCAAAGUAGAAGAGGUAAAGGCAGCGAAACGUCGAUGCCAGGAGGUCAUGCAGCUCAAGUGCCAGAAUUGCUACUCCUUGAAAUGCAAGCAAGCAGAAGAUAAUUGCAAAGGGUUCUUGGAUAAGGCUGGAAAAUGGAUUGGUGGCGUCAUCAAUGCUGCAGGUAAAUGGAUAAAGAAAACCGCGAGGAAGAUAAGAGAUGGCCUUGCCAAGGUUGGAAAGGCAAUCAAGAAAUUCUUCAGUGGGUGGAGAAGACGUCGCUCAAUUAUAAACAGACGAAAUGAGAACUUUGAUUUACAUAUUAGAAAUAGACGUUUUAUCAGCAAGCUUAUAUGCGAGGGACUCGUUGGCGGUGGAUGUAGAGGCAUUGAGCAUUUGUGCUCUGGAACAUGCAAAGCCCUGAAUUUCAUAGGACAAGGGCUAUGCAAAUUCCUCGAUAUCGCAGUUGGGGCACUCAAAGUGGCCGAGGCUGUUGUUGGUUGGGUGAAUGCAGCUAUCCAGUUUGUCAUGCAAAUGUUCCUUAUUCAUGGAAUUCGCUUUGAACUUGGCCUUGGUAAAAGAUUUGGUGGCGGGUUCAUGAUUGCAGCUGAGAUAGAUCUCACCUUGUUCGCACAAAGAAUGCAUUUCGGAUUUGAAUUUGAUCUACAGCAUCCGGCUAGGAGCAUUCUAAGUGCAAAAGAUUCUGGAAUGUACAAAUACAAAAAGGGAUUGAAGCAGCCGAGAACAUCGGUUAUGUACAAUGCUUAUGAUCCACCAAAUCCUUUUACGGAUUUCGAUCUUACAGGUGCUUUCGGAAUCGAGUCAACUCAAUCUGGUGAAGGAUCUAGACUUGGUUCAUGUAUGGCCGUAACAGAUAAAACAUCUGGAAGCAAAAUCGUUUUGAAAGGCUGCAACAGCACAGAUACCAAACAACAGUGGACAUAUACACUCAAAGGAGCAAUAAUUAAUGCUUAUUCCCAACUGUGUUUGGAUCUCAGCUCGACACAGGGAGCUGAUGUUGUCCAGAAGACAUGUAACGACCGAACCGACAACCAGAGAUACGACUGUGACGUGGUCACAAGGACAUUGAAAAGGAGGCGAAGUGACCGAUGUGUAACCGCAGCGAAAAUUUCUCCUUCUGGACCUGGAUCCUUGUCUCAUUUGGGAUCUCUUAAAUGCAUACACGUCAAUCCAACUCAGCGUUUGAUGCUUCGAUCAGCGUGCCAGAGAGCAGACACCGAGUUUGUUCUCAAAAGCAAUGGUCAUCUGGUCGCAACUGGGUCUGGUUAUUGUGUUAGGCCAGUUUAUGGAAAUGCAGUGAAAGGGGCACAGUUGGAAAUGGUGACGUCAGGCUGCCAUGCCUUUGCCUUUACCGAUAAAGGUUCAUUGAAACACAAAGCUAGCAAUCUUUGCAUUCAAACUGCGACAAGGGAAAUGAAACCAGCAGACAACACUGUUUUAGUCCUUGGAACAACUUGUGACUCAUUUAACAGUUCACAGACUCUGCCAGAUGCUGAACUUUCGUUCUCAUUUAUUCCAACAAACAAGCACAUGAAAAUGGAACCAUGUGGCAUCUUUGAUGAUAUGAGGAUCGAGCAAAGAUUCCAAGUCAUGAACGAGGAGCUUGCCAGUGUUUGCUCCAAGUUCUCUCACGAUAUUGCAAUGCACAAGACGGCUGUCCAAUCCAGUACAAAUUACAACGGUUUUGCAAACAGAGCCGUAGAUGGAAACUUCAAAUUCAAAUGGGCUGACAAGUCAUGUACACACACCAACGACGAACAAGACCCAUGGUGGCGAGUUGAUCUCGGUCAAGAGUAUAUUGUUACUGAUAUUACCAUAAUCAACCGGGCUGAGUAUGGCGAUCGCUUCAAGAACAUUCAAGUUCACGUUGGUAAAACUUCACAGAACCACAAAAACCACCCUGUAUGCCACGACAGAGUGAAGCAAGCAUUUGACGGGGAAGCUGUCCGGCUUCAGUGCAACCCACCCAUUCCCGGUCGUUAUGUAUCUGUGCAAAUGUAUGGAAAAGGAAUAUUAUCAAUGUGCGAAGUAAUUGUCAAUUCGAGAUUAGGUGGAAUAUCUGAUUGGUGUCAAAUAGAAAAUGGUGGAUGUGACCAAAUAUGUGUCAAUCAUUGCGACAAGAAAACGACUUGCAAAUGUUUACCUGGAUAUCAACUAGCAUACGAUCAAAAAACAUGCAUAGACGUCAAUGAAUGUCUUUCAAAUAAUGGUGGGUGCAGACGUGACACGAAAGCGUAUUGCUCCAAUUAUCCAGGGGGAUAUUACUGUGGGUGUGAAAAAGGUUAUAUACUCAAAGACAACAGCCUUGCAGAAUGCAUGGAUGUCAACGAAUGUGGUUCAGGAAAUGGUGGUUGCGAGCAGAUGUGUAAUAAUACAGUUGGUAGCUACUUGUGUACAUGUAGAGCUGGUUUCCAGAGAGAUCCAUCAACACCAUAUGGCUGCAUCGACAUAGACGAAUGUGCCACUAACAACAGUGGCUGUGAGCACAACUGCAAUAAUUAUGAUGGUGGAUACUACUGCAGCUGUAGAAGUGGCUAUCGCCUCGGAGAGGACAAUCAGCGUUGUGAAGAGAUUUUCUGUAAAACCAUCGAGGCUCCAGCACGUGGAGUAAUCGCACCUUCAAUCUGCACUGAACGUUAUGGUAACAUUGCAAUUGGAACUAACUGCAAAGUUAACUGUACUCAAGGCUUUGAGAUUGUUGCUACACCUGGACAGCCAAUACAAGACACGACUACCUGUCUAAUAACUGGAACCUGGAAUCGUGCUCCAGCAUCUUGCCAUCCGGUCAAAUGCUCGUCACUAAAAAUGCCAUUGAAUGGUGGCCUUGUUCCAGCAUCUUGUCAUCAAGGACAAAGGGAAUACGGACAACGCUGCGUCUCUUAUUGUAAACAUGGAUACAAGAUCCAGGGACCAACAGUAAGGUAUUGCCAGAGCAACAAGCAGUGGAGUUCAAGUUCCGAAACAUACUGCGUUCCAAUUGUUGCUGUGCCAUACUUGAACUGUCCUGUUGACAUCCAGCUGACGUUGCCAAGCAACAAAGGAUCUAUUAGCCUUGGAUAUAAGUUCCCGGAGCCACAAACCAACAUGAAGAUCAUAAGUGUUAGCCACCCACGCAAUUUUUCAUUCCCGGUCGGUACAACUAUUGUCAAAUUUGCCGCCGAAGAUAUCGAAGGAACACAAAAAUUGUGCAGUGUCCUUGUUGAUGUUCUAGAUAAAACUCCUCCGAAAGUCGUUAGUUGCCCCAGUGAUAUCGUUCAUACCCUGACCACCGCACAAGCCUUGAUAACAUGGACUCCUCCUGUAUUUACUGACAAUGUUGGAAUUGCACGGUUGGAGCUCCCAACUAGAAAACCUGGCGAGUUCUGGAGGCUCGGUGAAUCAACUCUUUUGCAAUACAGAGCAAUAGAUACAUCCGGGAAUGCAGCUAGAUGCACAUUCAGAGUAACAAUUAGGAGUGACAAUUGCGGAAAAUUAUCAGGUGAUGAACAUAUCAGUAUAAGGGAAAGUGUUCCAAAUCGACAGUAUUCCAUGUACUGUACAAACCAACGUAUUCUGUUUGGGCCAUUCGGAUUCUUUGCUCAAGUUGCAUUCUGCCGCCAGUCAAACUAUUAUAUUCAUUUGAAUGGCAAGGAUAUCUUGCUUGGUCUCAGGGCCCCCGAUUGUGUUGAAUACAUGAGGACCACUGCUGCUGGUGCAUGUCCAGCAGGCAAAAUGAAGUUUUCAAUCGUUGAUGACUGGUGGGGAACACAUGAGUACUAUUGCUCAAACUGCCCUGCUGGAACUUACCACAAUGCAACCCUACAGACUUGCGUGGAAUGCCCAAUGAACACUUACCAGAAUGAACAAGGCCGUAGCUCGUGUGAAAUGUGUCCUAAGUUUUCCAACACAGCCGUAACUGGUGCUCGCAACAUAAAUCAUUGCAUUGCUCAAUGCAAGCCUGGCAGCUUCUCCCCAUCUGGCCUGAACGAGACAUCGUCGCCUUGUCAACCGUGCCCCAAGGGAUCAUACAGUGAAUUGGAUGGCAGGACUGAAUGUGAGACUUGUCCAGCUGGAACGACGACGGUCAGCACGGGGUCGCAAAAUAUGGCUCAAUGUGUUUUGCCACCAUCAGUAAACAGCGUCUACCCAUCGGAGAAAGUAACUACCAAAGUAGGCAGUGACGUCACAUUAGAGUGCUACUUCAAAGGCACGCCAUCACCCUCGACCAGGUGGACGAAGCUAAACGGUGCACUUCCUGUUGGUUCCGAUGCCUCAGAAAUACUGAACAUUAACAUGGAAAAAGUUGGAAUGAUGCUAGAGCUGAGCAAAGUAACGGCGGCAGACUCGGGUGUAUACCAGUGCCACGUCCAGAAUGCAAUUGGUUCUCAUUUCAAAUCAUUGUCCCUCACUGUGGCGUAAUGUGCAUUAGGUUUAAUGACUACGAGACUAAAUAUGCUAUUGCCUUAAUAAUGUAUCGAUUUUAAAUGUAUCAAGAAAAGUGAUAUUCAAAGGAGA
Messenger RNA from Rhopilema esculentum, 7824 nucleotides. NCBI's taxonomy places the organism in Eukaryota, Metazoa, Cnidaria, Scyphozoa, Rhizostomeae, Rhizostomatidae. The record is from RefSeq and is a predicted model, not a curated record.